Molecule: messenger RNA, 2358 nt
Organism: Neopsephotus bourkii (Bourke's parrot)
Lineage: Eukaryota; Metazoa; Chordata; Aves; Psittaciformes; Psittacidae
Gene: KCTD20
Product: potassium channel tetramerization domain containing 20
Exons: 9
Coding region: 209-1465 (418 amino acids)
Biological process (GO): positive regulation of phosphorylation
Cellular component (GO): cytoplasm
Molecular function (GO): protein binding
Source: RefSeq, a predicted model, not a curated record
GCCCUCUGCCAGGCGGAGGGAGCGGCCUCGGCGGGGACGCGGCAGUCCAAGUUGCAAAUAUGAAGAAUUGUAAUGUCCUUCAGGGAUCUCCAGCUCAGGUGAUUCAGGGAGAUCUGUGAAACAUUUCAGCUUUAGUAUAAAGCGCCUCAAAACCUGAAGCUCUUCUCUUAGGAAACGCAGCCAACUCCUCUCGUCACGGAGGCCCAGCAUGAAUGUGAACUGUGCUGCUGGCACAGACUGGCCAAGAAAUCCAGAGUCCACUUGUUCUGUGGGGAGCACAACGGUAGCAGUCCAGGAGUCAGAAGCAAGUAACGUGGUGUUAGGAGGUCACAGCCCAGCUGCAGCUCCCAGGACUGAGGGUUUAGAUCCUGAAUGCCGACACACUCCUUGUCCAGUAAGUCCCCAGCUCAGUAGCAUGUUGCCUGCUCCUGAAGACACUCACAACUGCCAUUUCCAAGAUGGAAAUAAGAGACAGCUGGAAUAUUUUAACACCCAGGAACGCCAUGGGUGCUGCACCUUGUCCUCAAGCAGCAAUUCCCAGCCAGUGGCUUCAGAGAAGGUGACGCUCGUGGUAGAUGGCACUCGCUUUGCAGUGAAUCCACAGAUUUUCACUGCUCACCCUGACACCAUGCUGGGAAGAAUGUUUGGACCAGGAAGAGAAUACAAUUUCACGCGGCCAAAUGAAAAGGGGGAAUAUGAAAUCGCAGAAGGAAUCAGCUCAGCUGUGUUCCGGACUGUGCUGGAUUAUUACAAAACCGGGAUCAUUAACUGCCCUGAUGGGAUUUCCAUCCCAGACCUUCGAGACACAUGUGAUUACCUCUGCAUAAACUUUGAUUUCAACACAAUCAAAUGUCAAGAUUUAAGUGCUCUGUUACAUGAGCUCUCCAAUGAUGGUGCUCACAAGCAGUUUGACAGCUACCUGGAGGAGCUCAUUCUGCCUAUAAUGGUGGAUAGUGCAAGGAAAGGGGAACGUGAAUGUCACAUUGUGGUGCUGACAGAUGAAGACACCGUGGACUGGGAUGAAGAUCAUCCACCUCCAAUGGGAGAAGAGUACUCACAAAUCCUUUACAGCUCCAAGCUGUACAGAUUCUUCAAGUACAUCGAGAACCGUGAUGUGGCAAAAGCUGUCUUAAAGGAGCGGGGUUUGAAGAACAUUCGCAUUGGCAUUGAAGGGUAUCCCACCUGCAAAGAGAAGGUGAAGAGGAGGCCUGGUGGCCGCUCAGAGGUUAUCUACAACUACGUUCAACGGCCUUUCAUCCAGAUGUCGUGGGAGAAGGAAGAGGGCAAAAGCCGUCACGUUGAUUUCCAGUGUGUUCGGAGCAAAUCCCUCACAAACCUUGUCACUGUGGGUGAUGAUGUUUCAGAGGACCAGGAGGUUAUAAUGCAUCACCCCCCACAGGUAGAUGAACUGGACAGGCUGAAUGCACCAUUCUCCCAAAUGGCUGUGAAUGAUUUACCAGAUUAAUGGUGGCUCAGGGUCAUGGUCCCGCUGAUGUGGGAAUGUCUCGGCAUAGUUCCAUCCCUGGUGGUGGAACACAGACUCUUGCAGGGUGCUUUAUCCUCGUUCCUGCUCUUACUACCUUGUCAUACUUCAAGCAUGUUAAUAAAGAGCCACACUCUGGUCUAAUUGUGCAACCAAAAGCAACAUCUCCUCAAAGAAGAAGAAAUGAUGCUGUUUGUUUCUACUUCAAAGGCUUCCAGAUUGGUGGGUGCUGAAUAUUUUACCUGAACUUCUAAAAGAAGAUUAGAAGCAUUUUGAAACAUCUUGUUUGACAUGAGAGAGGAAAUUCUGGGCCUGUCAAGACAAAGCUUUCCUUUAUCAUUAGGCACUUAGCUUUGCUUUUGUGAUAUAUCAGUUACAAAGGACCCAACAUCAAAGCAGGAGAGAUGAUGCUUUUUCAUCAACCAGCAGAAAUGUAGCACAGUUGGGACAGCAAAAUCCUGAGUGUGGAGGAAUGUGUUUACACUGCCACCUGGCUCUGCAUCCAGUGUUGUACUGCUGUUCUGGGCAAGGAUGAACUAGCUCAAUAGGAAGUAUAUCCCUGUUGACAGGUGACAGGAAUUGUCCAUAUAUACUUCUCCAUAGGAUGGAAUCGUUGUUUUUAGGGAUGUUGUCUGUUAAGUUCAGCAAAAUGAGUAGAUCAUAUUGAAGGAAAAAGAAAAUAAAGAAGAGACUGUAGUUGAUAUUUUACCAACAAAGUAAAUCUGUUUAGUAGCCUAAUAGGUGUAAAAAGCUUUCUAGAAGUGACUGCAUGCUAAAGACUAUCAGUUGUCUCCUCCAUCCCCCUGCUAAGACAGAAGUGGAGGAGCUCCCAGUACAGACAGUUUACUCCCUAAGUAAAUUCCUUGGUCUCAUCC